This is a messenger RNA of Carica papaya (papaya), 1719 nucleotides long. Lineage: Eukaryota; Viridiplantae; Streptophyta; Magnoliopsida; Brassicales; Caricaceae. The record is from RefSeq and is a predicted model, not a curated record.
AUGGUUAUCAGCGACAUCAUCAUAGCCAUUGAUCAUUACUCAUCUCUGAUAUCAAAAUGCAUCUCUACAAAAAACCUAAAGCUAGGUAUUGUUCUUCACUCUCACCUCAUCAAAACUGCACUCACCUCCAAUCCCUUCAUCGCCAAUGCCCUCAUCGCCGUGUACUCCAAAUGCAAUGCCAUUGACGCUGCUCAAAAAGCAUUUGAUGAUCUUCUCGUCAAGAACACUCAUUCCUGGAACAUUCUCAUUUCAGGUUUCUUUGAAGAAGGCUUAUUUCAAAAAGCACACAACAUGUUUGAUAAAAUUCCUAAGCGAAGCAUUGUUAGUUAUAAUUCCAUGAUUUCUGCUCUUUCUCGUUGUGGGUUUAACGAGAAAUCAAUAGGGGUUUUCAGAAGAAUGCAAAAAGAGUACAACCACUUGUUUGUAGAUAAUUUCACGCUUGUAAGUAUUGUGGGUGCUUGUGCUUCCUUGGGUGCAUUAGAGUUGCUGCGUCAAGUUCAUGGCGGAGUGAUUGUUAUUGGCUUGGAAUUGAAUUUAAUAGCUUACAACGCUUUAAUUGAUGCUUAUGGGAAAUGUGGUGAAUCCGAUUCGGCAUAUGCUGCUUUCAAUCAAAUGAGUGAGAAGGAUGUUGUUUCGUGGACUUCAAUGGUUGUCGCUUUUGCUCGAGCAUCCAGGUUGGAUGCUGCCUGUGAGGUGUUUAAUCAGAUGCCUGUUAAGAAUACUGUAUCUUGGACUGCUCUAAUUGCUGGUUUUGUGCAAAACAAUUGUGGUGAGGAAAGCAUGGAUCUUUUUAAGCAGAUGCUGGAAAAGGGGAUUCGGCCUAAUGCUUUUACUUUCGUUAAUGUUCUAAGUGCUUGUGCCGAUUUAGCACUAAUAGAAAGAGGUAAACAGAUACAUGGGCACAUGAUUAGAAGUAGUGUGAUAACUAAUUGUUUUAACACGUUUACGGUUAAUGCUUUGAUUGACAUGUACAGCAAGUGCGGAGACAUGAAGGUGGCAAGAAUGUUAUUUGAGGGGAUGAAUGAAAAGGAUAUUGUUUCAUGGAACACGUUCAUAACAGGAUUAGCACAAAAUGGGCAUGUAGAGGAGUCCCUCAUUGUAUUUAGAAAGAUAUUGGAAGCAAAUAUGAAGCCAAAUCAUGUUACAUUUCUUGCAGUGUUAUCUGCUUGUAGCCAUACGGGUCUGCUUUCUGAGGGAUUCCAAAUCUUAGACAUGAUGAAAAAGAGUUAUGGAUUAAAUCCGAGUUCAGAUCACUAUGCAAUUGUGGUAGAUUUGUUAGGGAGGAAGAAUAGGCUUGAAGAAGCAAUGGAGUUGAUAGAGAGGGCACCUAAGGGAUCGGAUCAUGUUGGGAUGUGGGGUGCACUUCUUGCUGCUUGUAGGAUUUACGGUAACUUGAAUGUUGCUAGAAGAGCAGCAGAAGCUCUGUUUCAGCUAGAGCCUGACAAGGCUGCUAGAUAUGUUAUGUUAUCAAAUAUCUAUGCAUCAACAAGAAGGUGGGAUGACUACCGAAAAGUGAGGAGGCUCAUGGAGGAAAGGGAUUUGAGGAAGGAAAUAGCUUAUAGUUGGAUUGAGGUAAGGAAUUCAAGGCAUGAAUUUGUAGCUAAAGACAAGAGCCAUCAUCAAGUAGAAGAUAUAUAUGAAGUUAUUAGUAAGUUACUCGAUGGCAUGAAAGAAGCGGGGAAUUCUGAUUUUUCUCAUGAAGAUGACAUAUCAUCUUGA